GGGGCAGAACAACAAUCCAUCAAGUUGAAACACCAUCUCCGAGUGGUCCCAGUCACAGUGCUUUCUUUCCUAGGACUACGGCACGACACAAUAAUCGUACCGCAUAAAUCUAAGUCGAAUCGAGAGCAGCAGCAAUUACGACAUGAGUGAGAGUGACGCAGAUAACAGGGAUGCGCCGUCGAAGGCCAUGAUGAUAAUGCUCGCGCCAGAUGGUUAUUACACCUAUUUGAACAUCCCAAAAGUUCCAGUACAGAAUAGCAGCGGCAGUGUUGGCAGCAAAGAAUCUGGUGAGGACCCUUUGCUACAAAUAGACCUCGAUCUUGUGAAGAAAAAUUUCCGCAAGCUAUCCAUCCGGGUAAGCAUCACAGUCGUACCGAUGUUUUGCGACGACGCGCAACUGUAUGCGAAAGGUUGAACUUURAUGGCACGGCKUGAGGUAGUAUCUCUGUCGCUCUUUUUGUUCGUUUGUAAUUUAUGGAAUGAUUCUUAUAAUUUCCGUCCGCUUUUGUCACCAAAGCAUCACCCCGAUAAACCGGGUGGAGAUUCGGAUACUUUUCGAACGCUGAAACGGGCUCAGACCGUCCUAUCAAAUCCMAAAUUGCGACAGCAGUACGACAUACUAGGGCUUGACUUGGAUGAUGAUGAUGUGGAACAAAAUAGUUCUGCCGGUAUCAAUGACGAGGAUGCUGGCGCGGAACCACAGACGACUUCCCAGGGGAUUAUUCAGGAUAUUGCAAGUGCUGCACUUACGACGGUAUUGCAAUUGGGUGUCAGGACGGGUAUGUUUGUUAUCAUUUGAGUUUUGUCUGUCGUGCAAUUGUGUGUAGCCAAUAAUAGGAGAACAACGGCGAUGAUCGUUACUGAUACUACAAUUCCUGAUCCUGCUGAUAUUUAUGCUCCAUUCUGCGAUGUUMUAUUGAUCAACAUGAAUUACUUUUCGUUYUCAUUCAAUUCUUCGUAUGGUUCUACACGAAUAACAAUGGAUUUCAYUCGGCCAGCCCUUUUGGGAACUAUUUCUUUGAUCAUCGCCCGGUAUAGGUUGACACUUUUUCCUACGUUGGCUUUUUUGGCUUUUGUCGCCUACAAGGUCCGUUCUGGACCCACUGUGGACCAUUCAUUGGAAUUGAUGUCACCUUUUGUGAUUGGAAUUGGAAUGAUYAUCAUGUAUCAAGCUUCAUCAGGGAGCUGGAGUUCUAUCUCCGAAGACGGCACUAAAAAAAUACAUUGGCUUUUGUACUGGUUGGGAGAAUCUAUCACUAUUUUCAUGUUCACAUAUAAUUCCAUGGAAGUCAAGCCAUCUAUGUCCAGUCCAAUAUAUCUGGGCGCCAUUGGUUUGUUUGGAAUACUAGCUGCCCUUUGGUUCCGUGGAAAAUUCUGGAAUUAUGCCAUUGUUAUCGGAUUGGAGAUUUUUUUGGCUAUUUUCAUCGCCCUUGCCUUUCCUGUCUUUGAAAUGAUCCUCGAGGCAAUUCUUAACGACAAACUCAAAAAGGUUGGAGAUAAGAUCCGAGCGCAGCACAAAUGUAUGGAACGCUAUUACAAGCAACAAAGUAAUGACUAAUAAUAAUAUCAAUGAAAUUGAUUGCAUCCCUUCUACAACGCAUUCGAUGAAGACAAGCAAAACCUCAGAAAUAUUUCUUGUUCUGGGUGAAUGUCUGGUAGCAGUACGAUAAUAGUAUUGUACAAGAAAAAGAAAUAGAACUACACAUUAAUG
Molecule: messenger RNA, 1711 nt
Organism: Pseudo-nitzschia multistriata
Lineage: Eukaryota; Bacillariophyta; Bacillariophyceae; Bacillariales; Bacillariaceae
Source: the annotation of a GenBank genome assembly